AUGUUUUGUACCCAUUGCGCUGCGGAAGUUCUUUCCGUAGCUGCGAACUUUUGUUAUUCUUGUGGUAAAGAGCUUAAUGAAAAAGCAGAUGAGCCAAAAUCUGAGAUGAGUGAUGAUUCGUCAGCAGUGUCAGCAAAUGAUUUAAUAACAGAAAUGUUCCAUCGCGGUUACCGUCACGAUGUUAUCGUUCAUUUACUCGUGAAAAACAGCUACAAAAUGCACCUGACAACACUUAAAAGAAGGCUGAUUGAUCUAAGACUGAAAAGAAAAGGAAAAACAGAAAUGGACGAAUCCCAGAUUGAAUUAGAAGAGAAAUCGAAGGUGCAGGAAGACUUGCAGAAAGUGAACGGACUUGUGGGUGCGACCAGGAAAAAUUCUGAUGGGACUUCUGGAACGGCGGUUUGUGUUGUAGAUCCAGCAAUGACUGAAUGUGGCGGCGGUGGGUUCUCUUCCUUUCUCCUGUACACGUUGGAUCAUAUAAUGGCGUGUCGCGCUCUGGGCAUCAACCAGCAAACUGUGUUCUGGAGAGGUUGUAAUUCCGCUUGCGCGCCGGACCCCGCUGUAAACUCGUGGAUGUGGUAUUUCAAGCCUGUUAACGAAGGAAUGGAAUCAAAAGUUGAAAAUGUUUUUUGUCCUUUAAUCCUUAAGGAUAUUACAGAAGUCAGGAUCAUAGAUAAUAGUUUUAGUGAUAGAAGCGACGUUGUGGGAUAUGGUGAAAGCCGGAUCAUAACAACAGCGGAAAGAAUCCGUGUAAGCAAAUUAAUUCGUCAGUAUGUUAAGCCCAAUUCUCGAGUAAAAGAGAGAGCAGACCUACUUUAUCGUCGAAAUAUGGCGGGGUUCACUCUUUUAGGAGUUCAAGUUAGAGCAACAGAUCACAGUAUGGAAGCGAAAGAUCACAAGCUGCCGUCCGUGAUAAGCUGGGUGGAGAGAGCACGAGAAAUUCUUGAAACUUUGCCUGAGCCAAGAAAGAUUUUCAUCGCCAGCGACAACAAUGAAGUUAUCCAAAAAUUUAUUGGUGUUUUUGGAAAAGAAACGGUUGUUUUCACAGAAGCUUUACGAGCAAAGGAAUAUCACAGUCAGACGCCUCCGCAUCUAUUUAAAUUCAAAUACAACGCAACUCACCCGUACGAACGAGAAAUUGGCACCCAAGUGCUGAUAGACAUUCUGCUCUUAGCCAGGUGUGACGUGUUCUUACAUGCCGAGUCCAGUGUAGCCGCUCUGGCAAGUUACUUCAACCCGCAUAUGAGAAGCUAUUUCAUGGAUGAAGAGCCUGCUGAGGAUCAAGGAACAAUUCGUCAAAGAAGAAAUCUGAAUGAAGAAGCAAGAAUGGAGAAACAAGAGCUUGAGGACGCUCUAGAAUCGAUAGUAGAGUGUCUUGUCAAUCAUUCCGUUGGAAGUGCCUGUCCGAAUAUUGCCCAGGGUUUACUUGUUGACUUAUUUAAGGUUUCUCUUUAG
Messenger RNA from Pocillopora verrucosa, 1455 nucleotides. RefSeq lists its product as uncharacterized. NCBI's taxonomy places the organism in Eukaryota, Metazoa, Cnidaria, Anthozoa, Scleractinia, Pocilloporidae. The record is from RefSeq and is a predicted model, not a curated record. Gene Ontology annotation, molecular function: alpha-(1->6)-fucosyltransferase activity. Gene Ontology annotation, biological process: protein N-linked glycosylation.